AUGUGUCCCGCAGCCUUCAGCAACUUCUUGCUGCUCGUGUCCUCCCUUCUCUUCGCGGGGCUGUCAGCUGUUCCUCAGAGCUUCUCGCCAUCUCUGAGGAGCGGGACUGGUGCCGCGUGCAGGCUGACCCGGGCUGAGUCGGAGCGCCGCUGCCGGGCGCCCAGGCAGCCCCCAGGGGGCGCUCUGUGUCACGGCCGCGGCCGGUGCGACUGCGGGGUCUGCAUUUGCCACGUGUCGGAGCCCGGCGUGUACUUCGGGCCCCUGUGUGAGUGCCACGACUGGGUGUGCGAGACCUACGACGGGAGCAUCUGCGCAGGCCAUGGUAAGUGUGACUGUGGCAAGUGCAAAUGUCAGGAAGGUUGGUUUGGGAAUGCGUGCCAGUACCCAACUCACUGUGACCUGACGAAGAAAAAGAGUAACCAGAUGUGCAAGAAUUCUCAAGAUGUCAUCUGCUCUAAUGCAGGCACAUGUCACUGUGGCAGGUGUAAGUGUGAUAAUCCAGAUGGAAACGGCCUCGUUUAUGGUAAAUUUUGUGAGUGUGAUGAUAGAGAAUGCAUAGAUGAUGAAACAGAAGAAAUAUGUGGAGGCCAUGGAAAGUGUUACUGUGGAAACUGUUACUGCGGGGCUGGUUGGCAUGGAGAUAAAUGUGAACUCCAGUGUGAUAUCAGCCCCUGGGAGAGCAAGCGAAGAUGUACAUCUCCAGAUGGCAAGAUCUGCAGCAACAGAGGGACUUGUGUGUGUGGCGAGUGUUCUUGCCACGAUGUUGACCCAACUGGAGACUGGGGAGAUAUUCAUGGGGACACCUGUGAGUGUGACGAGAGGGACUGUAGGGCUGUCUAUGACAGAUAUUCCGAUGACUUCUGUUCAGGUCACGGGCAGUGUAAUUGUGGAAGAUGUGACUGCAAGGUAGGCUGGUAUGGGAGGAAGUGUGAGCACCCACGUUCCUGCCCACUUUCUGCGGAGGAGAGCAUCAGGAAGUGCCAAGGAAGCUCUGCUCUGCCUUGCUCCGGAAGGGGUAAAUGCGAGUGCGGCAAGUGCACCUGCUACCCUCCGGGGGACCGCAGGGUGUAUGGGAAAACGUGCGAGUGUGACGACCGCCGCUGUGAAAGCCUGGACGGCGUCGUCUGUGGGGGUCACGGAACGUGCUCCUGCGGUCGCUGCGUGUGUGAGAGAGGCUGGUUCGGGACGCUCUGCCAGCACCCGCGCAAGUGCAACAUGACGGAGGAGCAAAGCAAGAGCUUGUGUGAAUCAGCAGAUGGCAUAUUGUGCUCGGGGAAGGGUUCUUGCCACUGUGGAAAGUGCAUUUGCUCUGCGGAAGAGUGGUACAUUUCGGGAGAACUCUGUGACUGUGACGACAGGGACUGUGACAAGCACGACGGCCUCAUUUGCACAGGGAAUGGAAUCUGUAACUGCGGGAACUGUGAGUGCUGGGACGGGUGGAACGGAAAUGCAUGCGAAAUAUGGCUUGGCACGGAGUAUCCUUAA
This is a messenger RNA of Enhydra lutris kenyoni (northern sea otter), 1485 nucleotides long. RefSeq names its product integrin subunit beta like 1. The coding region runs from base 1 to 1485 and encodes 494 amino acids. Gene Ontology annotation, cellular component: integrin complex; focal adhesion; cell surface. The record is from RefSeq and is a predicted model, not a curated record. NCBI's taxonomy places the organism in Eukaryota, Metazoa, Chordata, Mammalia, Carnivora, Mustelidae. Gene Ontology annotation, molecular function: integrin binding. Gene Ontology annotation, biological process: cell migration; cell adhesion mediated by integrin; integrin-mediated signaling pathway. The transcript is spliced from 11 exons.